AAUAAAAGCUCGAUGUCCAACUCCAAAAACUCGACUUCAUCAAAUAAAUUUUCUACAGUACACACUUACUCAAAUUUUUGGAUUAAAGCCAUCCAUUAAACGAUGAAAUCGAUCACUGGGGUUAUUUCUCUGCUUUUCGUGAUAUUCACAAGUCCAGUUACAGCUUGGCCAAAAAGAAUCAUGGAAGCCGACAAUGGUCCCAUAAAAAUUGCACUUGCAAAACGUGCCAGCGUUGGGUCGUCACCGCUGGACGUUAACAACGAGAUUGGAGGAACAUUAGGGACGUUAUCUGCUUUAGUAGGUACGCUGGGUCAUUCCAGUUCUGGACUUGUUAUGGGACUUGCUGGUGUCUCCAUUACAGAUUGUGCUGGACAAGUCAAGGACAAGAAUUUGGACAAACUUCCAUGUGAUGAAUUUCUGGAUGCUUUAUCAGAAUGCGACUCUAUGGCCAAUGUAAAACCUUUUUUGCAGGAAGCAAAAAAGAACUACAACAAAAAACCCAAUAAAAAGGCUCCUUGUUUCAAGAAUAAGUCUCGGUCUAAGAAACACUGAUAAUCAGUGAUCACCAACCAUAAGCAACUGGACUUCCACGGACCCAUACCAGCAAACGUUACAUAUUUUUAUUUAAGUCUUUUACUAACAAAUAAUGUAAAAUAAACCUUGCACUUGAUAAAAAUUCGUAGUGAAUCUAGUGAA
Molecule: messenger RNA, 696 nt
Organism: Folsomia candida
Lineage: Eukaryota; Metazoa; Arthropoda; Collembola; Entomobryomorpha; Isotomidae
Exons: 4
Coding region: 103-552 (149 amino acids)
Source: RefSeq, a predicted model, not a curated record